AUGCACUGGAACGAUCAUUUGGAAGAACCUCAGCUCUCAGCCUGGUUUGAUCCAAAAAAACGUCCUGAUGUUAAAGCAACAACUGAUUGGCUCGCUCCAGUCAUAUGGGAAGGAACUUAUAAUAGACAAGUUCUAGACAACUAUUAUAAGAGACUGAACAUUACCAUAGGCUUGGCUGUCCUUGCUACUGGAAAAUUUAAAAGACAGAGCCUGAAACAUUUCAUAAAAUCUGCUGAUAAAUACUUCAUGGUUGGCUACAAUGUUAUCUUUUACAUCUUGACCGAUAACAGCUUCAAUCUACCAUACUUAGAGCUGGGUCCUCUUCGGUCAUUUAAAACAUUGGUGCUUCCUGAUAAAGAUUACCAGCAAGACUAUAUUCUCAGAAGCAUGAAGAACAUGAAAAGUACAAUCAUACGUCACAUCCAAUAUGAAGUCAACUUUCUCUUCACUAUGGCUGUGAAUCAGAUCUUCAAGAAAGACUUUGGAGUUGAAACCUUGGGCGAAUCUGUAGCUCAACUCCAUGCAUGGUGGUAUUUUAAAACCCCCAGAGAUUUCCCCUAUGAGAGAAGAUUUAAGUCAGCAGCCUUCAUCCCUUUUGAGAAGGGAGAUUUCUAUUACCAUAGAGGUAUUAUUGGUGGCACACCCCGUAAUGUUUUAGCUAUUGUUAAACAAUAUCUAAAGGGAAUUGCAGAUGACAGCACAAAUAAACUUGACAGCACAUAUGAAAGUCACCUAAAUAAAUACUUUUUAAUCAAUAAGCCCAGUAGGGUGUUAUCACCAGAGUACAACUGGAAUCCAAAAUUUAAAACUCCUCCACAGAUAAAGCACAUUAAGAUAGCAUGGCAACCAUAG
Messenger RNA from Phodopus roborovskii (desert hamster), 852 nucleotides. Its product is annotated as N-acetyllactosaminide alpha-1,3-galactosyltransferase-like 1. Lineage: Eukaryota; Metazoa; Chordata; Mammalia; Rodentia; Cricetidae. Gene Ontology annotation, biological process: carbohydrate metabolic process. The record is from RefSeq and is a predicted model, not a curated record. Gene Ontology annotation, molecular function: hexosyltransferase activity. Bases 1 to 852 code for a protein of 283 amino acids. Gene Ontology annotation, cellular component: Golgi apparatus; membrane; vesicle. The transcript has 4 exons.